Messenger RNA from Mya arenaria, 1056 nucleotides. Its product is annotated as alcohol dehydrogenase [acceptor]-like. The transcript is spliced from 3 exons. NCBI's taxonomy places the organism in Eukaryota, Metazoa, Mollusca, Bivalvia, Myida, Myidae. The record is from RefSeq and is a predicted model, not a curated record. The coding region runs from base 1 to 1056 and encodes 351 amino acids. Gene Ontology annotation, molecular function: oxidoreductase activity, acting on CH-OH group of donors; flavin adenine dinucleotide binding.
AUGGGUGGAAUCGGGGAGAAUGCCAUCACCGAUUUCCGUUCUUUCGAAUACUUUCCACCGAUUGGAUAUUUGUUCUCAGCCGAUAUUGUCUCAUUGGAUGAUGUAAACUCAACAUAUGAUUAUAUUAUUGUGGGCGGUGGCUCCGCCAGAUGCGUGCUUGCAUCCCGACUGUCGGAAGACCCGGAAAUCAGAGUCCUGCUACUUGAGGCGGGUGGGGAGGAGACCAAAAACAUCAACAUAUCUAUUCCGGUCGCAUCGCCAGCAGUCUUUAACACAGCGUGGGAUUGGGCUUAUCAUACAACACCACAGAAAAACUCCGGAUUCUCCCAAUUAGGUGGACAGAACCGCCACUACUGGCCACGAGGGAAAGGCAUUGGAGGAUCCAAUAAUCUGAACGCACUGCAAUAUGUCAGAGGGAGUCGGUAUCCUGAUCUACAGUUUAAUCUAAUGGCAGCAUUACCAAUAUCUGAGGACGCGCGCGUUUUAGUAUAUGAAUCUGAAGGGUUAUUUCCUGAAACAUGGACUGACGGACUUCUUAUGGCGACAAUAUUACUUCACACAAAAAGUAAAGGAAGUGUAUCGUUGAAAAGUAAUGACCCUUUCGAUUAUCCAAAUAUUGAUCCUAAUUAUUUUGAUCUCGAGGAAGAUAUUCGGAAAAUGAUAGGAAAAGUUAUAAGAAAGGGUAUAGAACUGCUCAAAACAAAACCAUUUGCCGAAAUUGGAGCGGACUUCAGCCGAUUAAACGUGCCUCAUUGUAGUCACUAUGAAUUUCUGUCAGACGAACAGCUCAAGUGCUUUAUUCAACACUUUGCUGCGACUCUGUAUCAUACCUCAACCUGUAGAAUGGGUUCACUACACGAUCAAACUUCAAUGGUCGAUCCCCAGUUGCGUGUGAAAGGCAUCAGGAACCUCCGAGUGGUGGAUGCCUCUGUCAUGCCCCAUGUUACUUCUGGUAACACAAAUGCUCCGACAAUCAUGAUUGCAGAAAAGGCUGCGGAUAUUAUCAGAGGAAUUGACAGCGUGGAGGAGUUGCGCAGGAAAUUGAAAGAAACAUGA